Molecule: messenger RNA, 3605 nt
Organism: Mus musculus (house mouse)
Lineage: Eukaryota; Metazoa; Chordata; Mammalia; Rodentia; Muridae
Gene: Mims2
Product: family with sequence similarity 210, member B
Exons: 3
Coding region: 86-658 (190 amino acids)
Biological process (GO): erythrocyte differentiation; proton motive force-driven mitochondrial ATP synthesis; positive regulation of erythrocyte differentiation
Cellular component (GO): membrane; mitochondrial outer membrane; mitochondrial inner membrane
Molecular function (GO): protein-macromolecule adaptor activity
Source: RefSeq, marked validated
GAGGCCCCGGUCUCGGCCCCGCCCACCGCGCUGUGUUGGAGCUGAUUCCCGAGUGGGCACACUGGAGCUGCGCUCGCGGCGCGCCAUGGCCGGGCUGUUGACGCUGCUUGGCCCGGCAGGAAGAGUGAGCACCCGGCUGCGGCCCCUGGCCCCUUGGCUCCUGGGAACCGCCACCUCCUGUGCUCCACCGCUCUGGGCCUUAGCCUUGUCCCAUCCGGUUCCGGACGCCCGACUGCUGCGCACGGCCCGCGGGGACUGUCUCAGCCGCCAGGAGCCCAACAGGACCCCCGAGCCAGGAGGCAGUGUCACCGGCACAGAGAAAAAGCUAAGCAGAACACAGCAGCUGAAGAAGGUUUUCCAAGAGUACGGGGCCGUGGGCGUGUCAAUGCACAUUGGGAUCUCCCUGGUGUCCUUGGGGAUAUUUUACACAGUUGUUUCCAGUGGCAUAGACAUGUCUGCAAUCCUGCUUAAACUUGGCUUUAAAGAGUCCCUGGUGCAGUCCAAAAUGGCAGCAGGCACCAGCACAUUCGUGGUGGCCUAUGCCAUCCAUAAGCUGUUUGCUCCCGUUCGGAUCAGCAUCACCUUGGUCUCUGUGCCCUUUGUCGUCAGAUACUUCCGCAGCGUUGGACUCUUUAAACCUCCAGCCACCAAGCCUUGACGCCAGUCUCUUCUGAUCUGCAAGAUUUGGGCUGUGUGCAAGGUGGCUUUCUUUCCUGGUGGGGGAAGGGAGGGGCCGAGGCUAAUUGCUACGUUCCCUGUGGGUUGGUUUUACUUUUAUCAUCAAACAUCUGGUGUUUUAAUUUACUUUUUUUUUUAAUGCUGUUCCUCAUGUACAUGACUUAAAAAUGUCACCAAGGCAUCAAAAUGAGUUGACAGCCAGGCCUGGUGGUACAGGCCAGUAAAGCCAGCUGCUCUGGAGGCGGAGGCAGGAGGAUCUCAAAUUCAAGCCUGCUUAAGCUACUUAUAGUUCAGGGUCCGCUUAACAAUUUAUAAGACUGUGUCUUGUUCACCAGUGAGAGAGGGCUGAGGUCAUUACUCACCUGGCACAGACGGCCUAAAUGCAAUCCCCAGCACAAAAAGAGACUGCCUACAAAUUGUUCCUCUAGAUCAUCGGGGCAGAGGUGCUGUCUAUAAAGCCCCCCCGGGGGCUAACCUUUGCUCAGAUUCUUAAAAAGCAGUGGUUAAUUUGCUGGCUUUUCAAACCCUGCCCGCCCUGGUUUGCCUGCGGUUUAAUAUGCAAUAUUCAGCAGACAGCUGCUGGCGCUACAAUUAGUGAGGCGAAAAUAACCACGAUCCACAUUACCAUCAAGCCCUUGACAUUCGCAGCACUUGCUGUGGGGAAAGCAGGCCAAGAACUUGUCAUGUGCCCCAUCCACUUCGAGGCUGGAUGGGAUGGGGCUCCAAGUCUGAGAUUUCAUUGAUACUAGGCAAUAUGGUUUGUAAAAUACAGAAACACUGCCCAAUUGUGAUGUUGUCAAUGGGCUCCUGAUGCCCAUAUUCUGGGGAACCUUAGAUACUGCCAUAGAAGCUAAAAGCACCCUAGCUUUCUUAGACAAUCCACUUAGCUAUCUGAAACUUGAGGCAUUCCAGACCUGACAUGUUUACAAUGCACCACUGAACUUUUUUAAAUUGAAUUAAUCAGAUGUAUAUUUGUACCACUUUGGGGGGUGGGGGGAGGUUGAGAGGAAAAUAUUGCUCGUUCUAACUGUAAAGAAACCAAGAAAUAAUACAAGCUGGGGAAAAGAGAUGUCUUAAUUAGGGUCCUAUUGCUGUGAUGAAACAAAAUGACCAAACUCACGGUUCCAUACAACACUUCAUCAAACACAGGGAGGGCAGGCACCUGGAGGCAGGAGCUGACAGCAGAGGCCAGAGAGGAGAGCCACUUACUGGCUUGUUCAGCUGCUUUCUUACAGAACAUAGCCUGCCAGCUCAUGGGUGCCAGUGGUUCUCAACUUGUGAGUUGCAACUCCUUUGUCAAACCUCUAGCUCAACUCAAAACAGUAGCAAAAUUAAUUGUGAAGUAGCAAUGAAAAUAACCUUCUGGUUGGGGGCCACCAUGAGGAACUGUACUAAAGGGUGGCAGCAUGAGGAAGGUUGGGUACCGCUGGUGUAGAGGGAGGUUGGAAUAGAAAGUCAAGCAGAGACUCAAACUGAGGCUUCCUCCUCCACGAAGUCAGGAGCAGACAGAGCAAGAAUUGGCUCCAGGGCUCAAGCCUGCCCUCUGGGCAGCCUGGCGUGGGGACACUUGUUCUGUUCUGUCAUAUCCAAAACAAACUCCAUCCCCCCCAAGGCAGCCCAAAUAUCCAGAAACGGGCUCACCUGGACUAUAGAAUUUCUGCUGGUCAGAUAAAGACAGCAUUCCUCGGGAACCCGUGAAACUGGUUCUCUCUCUACCAAAUGGAGUCAUUCUCCUUACUUCUGGCAGAAGGGUCAUAGCUCUCCCAGUAGUAGACCUGUGGUACCUAACGGCGUAUCAGGGCAUGCUGGUAUCACAAGACCCUGAUACACAUUUCAGUGUUCCUAGCCCUUCUUGUCCUCCCUACCCUAAACUGCCCCCAACUCACAGGCUUCCCGUCCCCCAGCUGCCUGUCCUUAUAACCAGCUAUUCUCUGUCCUCUUGGCUCCUGGUCCUCUCUGUGCUCGAUUCUCUAUCCUGUGCCAGUUUCCUCUCCGUCUCACGGAUCCCCCGGCCAUGUUCAGUCCACCCCUCUCUCUCUCUCAACUUCAGAUGCCUCUGGCUGUUCUCAUGUCUAUAAUAAGAACCUCCCCGCAACCAUACGAAGUAUAACCAUACAUCUAUAGUUCUCCCCCGGGGAGCUAGUGUUUGAACUUUGAAGUCUGCUCAGCUGCAUGGUGGAAAGGACUGUGUUCUUUUUUUUCUUGCACACAAUUCCUUUGAAAUUACAUUGACAGCCAGGAGACAAAGGAGAGAACUGUUAACUAGCAGAAUGCAUUUUAUAGAGCUCUGGCUAACCGCCUCUUAGCCCACGGUUACCCAGUCAUUUGUCUCAGUUAACAUUUAAAGGAGUUUUUGUGAGACAAAUUCUCCAUUGUGAGAUCUCUGAAGUGGGAUUGUCUUAUUUUCCUUAGUACAGCCCACUGCCAAAAAGCUUCCUCUGAUGUCAAAUCAGGAUGUAUUACCGAAACUGAUUCCAAGGACAUCCACAUAGCUGAGCCAAGAUGCUCCAGGCCAGUGGCAGGUGGACUGGAAGAGGCCUCUCCACUGAGCCUGUGUUCUGUGCUUCAGGCUCUGGAUCAUCACCCCCGCUGCUCUCCCAUUCCGGUACCUAAGUAACAUCUAUGCAAAGAAACACAUUAAAAGCAGCAAUAAAACUGCUCCUACCCACAGCCACGGAUCUUCCAAACCUAGCCCCGCUCUCAGGCCUCUACCCAGCAGCCAGAACACAGCAAGAGUUGAGGUGAAGCAACUAAAGCACCGUAUAAGCCAGCAAGGCGCACAGAGCUGCUCCUGCCUAUGUGAUCUUUAAGUAGACCAGGAGCCAGGAAACCACUUUAAGAUGUAAGCCAUUGUGUGUCUCUAGUUUCUUAAGCAGACCAAGUGAAUGGCUUACAGUCUGAAACAAAUAAAAGCCUUUGUAAAAGUC